Molecule: messenger RNA, 285 nt
Organism: Protopolystoma xenopodis
Lineage: Eukaryota; Metazoa; Platyhelminthes; Monogenea; Polystomatidea; Polystomatidae
Source: the annotation of a GenBank genome assembly
AUGUACACAAGCAUCUCAGGCGAGAAGGUGGUAAGAGGCUUGCAGGAGAUUUUAGAGCGAGAAGAGGACAUCGUGGAGGCGGAAAGAAUCGUUAACAUGAUUGAUCAACCUGACAAUAAGGACAACAUAUUUUACAGUAAACGGCAGUAUCUACGACCAAAUAUUUGGACUACCGAUGGGUUCUCCACUUUCACCUAUUUUGGCAAAUGUGUAAAUGGACAAGUUGGAUAUGGAAUUGGAGAACUCAUCACUGCAACCAAGAGUGCUCAUGCGAUAUUUGGAUAA